GAUUCCCUUCAUUUAUUUCAUCACGGGGCUCAUGCCUGCCUGGCGUUCAGUUCUCUGCAGAUUUGCUCUUGGGUUUAUUAUCUGCCCCUCCACCCCUGAGGGGUGUCAGUGCUGUGAGGAUGCUGGGAACCUGUCUUGCUGGCUGAUAAACCCCUGGUUCCUAGAGGGGCUGGGUGCAGAGGAGGCGUUCCUUUAGAAAUGGGGCAGGCCUGGGGACCACUGCUGUGGUAACGAGUCCUGCUGUCCCUCUGUCACUGCCCUAUGGGGCUGCACUUUAGGCUGGGAGUCGGAGAAGGAGCUCUUGCCUGUGACUUUGGGGAGCACGCUGUCUAUAAGAGGCAGGGUCUUACAGGAGAGGGGACCGUCCUGGGCUGGCCUGGACCAUGGUGCUGCUCUGGGAGCCUGCAGGAGCCUGGCUUGCUCUGGGCCUGGCCCUGGCCCUGGGCCCCAGCGUGGCCGCAGCUGCCCCUCGGCAGGACUGCACGGGCGUGGAGUGCCCGCCGCUGGAGAAUUGCAUUGAGGAGGCGCUGGAGCCGGGUGCCUGCUGCGCCACGUGUGUGCAGCAGGGCUGCGCCUGCGAGGGCUACCAGUACUAUGACUGCCUACAGGGUGGCUUCGUGCGCGGCCGCGUGCCCGCCGGUCAGUCCUAUUUUGUGGACUUCGGGAGCACUGAGUGCUCCUGCCCACCAGGCGGCGGCAAGAUCAGCUGCCAGUUCAUGCUGUGCCCGGAGCUGCCGCCCAACUGCAUCGAGGCUGUAGUGGUGGCUGACAGCUGCCCACAGUGCGGCCAGGUGGGCUGCGUCCACGCGGGCCGCAAGUACGCCGCUGGCCACACUGUUCACCUGCCACCCUGCCGGGCCUGCCACUGCCCUGACGCCGGUGGAGAGCUCAUCUGCUACCAGCUCCCCAGUUGCCACGGGAACUUCUCAGAUGCCGAGGAGGGUGACCCCGAGCGACACUAUGAAGACCCCUACAGCUAUGACCAGGAGGUGGCCGAGGUGGAAGCAGCAGCAGCCCUGGGGGGCGAGGUCCAGGCGGGUGCAGUCCAGGCAGGCGCAGGGGGCCCCCCAGCUGCUCUGGGAGGUGAGAGUCAGCCACUGUCCACCAUCCAGGCACCCCCCUGGCCAGCUGCCCUCCCCAGGCCCACAGCGGCUGCUGCCCUGGGUCCCCCAGCCCCAGUGCAGGCCAAAGCUAGGAGAGUGACCGAGGACAGUGAGGAGGAAGAAGAGGAGGAGGAGGAGAGAGAGGAAAUGGCUGUCACUGAGCAGCUGGCAGCAGGUGGCCACAGGGGGCUGGAUGGGCUGCCCACUACAGCCCCAGCUGGACCCAGUCUUCCUAUCCAGGAGGAGAGGGCAGAAGCUGGGGCAAGGGCAGAAGCUGGGGCAAGGCCUGAAGAGAACCUCAUCCCGGAUGCCCAAGCUACGUCCCGCAGCACUGGGCCGGAGGGCGUGACGCAUGCACCGGGCCUGGGCAAGGCUGCUCUCGUCCCAACUCAGGCCGUGCCUGGCUCUCCCAGGGACCCAGUCAAGCCCAGCCCCCACACCAUCCUGUCCACAUCACUGCCUGAUGCAGCCUGGAUCCCACCCACCCGGGAAGUGCCCAGGAAGCCGCAAGUUCUGCCCCAUUCCCACGUGGAGGAGGACACAGACCCCAACUCUGUCCAUUCUAUCCCCAGAAGUAGCCCUGAAGGCUCCACCAAGGACCUGAUCGAGACUUGCUGUGCAGCCGGACAGCAGUGGGCCAUCGACAAUGACGAGUGCCUGGAGAUCCCUGAGAGUGGCACUGAGGACAACGUCUGCAGGACAGCCCAGAGGCACUGCUGUGUCUCCUACUUGCAGGAGAAGAGCUGCAUGGCUGGCGUCCUGGGAGCCAAGGAGGGUGAGACCUGUGGGGCUGAGGACAACGACAGCUGCGGCAUCUCCCUGUACAAGCAAUGCUGUGACUGCUGUGGCCUGGGCCUCCGCGUGCGGGCCGAGGGCCAGUCGUGUGAGUCCAAUCCUAACCUGGGCUAUCCCUGCAAUCAUGUCAUGCUCUCCUGCUGUGAGGGUGAAGAGCCUCUCAUAGUACCUGAGGUUCGCCGACCUCCAGAGCCCGCAGCUGCACCACGGAGAGUUUCAGAGGCAGAGAUGGCGGGCCGAGAGGCCCUGUCACUGGGCACAGAGGCCGAGCUGCCAAACAGCCUGCCGGGCGAUGACCAGGAUGAGUGCCUUCUCCUCCCGGGAGAGCUGUGCCAGCACCUUUGCAUCAAUACUGUGGGCUCUUACCACUGUGCCUGCUUUCCUGGCUUCUCACUGCAGGAUGAUGGCCGCACUUGCCGCCCAGAGGGUCACCCUCCACAGCCGGAAGCCCCACAGGAGCCUGCACUGAAGUCAGAAUUUUCCCAGGUGGCCUCUAACACCAUCCCGCUGCCACUGCCGCAGCCCAAUACCUGCAAAGACAAUGGACCCUGCAAGCAGGUGUGCAGCACUGUUGGGGGCUCAGCCAUAUGCUCCUGUUUUCCUGGCUAUGCCAUCAUGGCGGAUGGCGUGUCCUGUGAAGACCAAGACGAGUGCCUGAUGGGUGCUCACGAUUGUAGCCGGCGACAGUUCUGUGUGAACACCCUGGGAUCCUUCUACUGUGUCAACCACACAGUGCUCUGUGCCGAUGGCUAUAUCCUCAAUGCGCACAGGAAGUGCGUGGACAUCAACGAGUGUGUGACGGACCUGCACACGUGCAGCCGGGGUGAGCACUGUGUGAACACACUGGGCUCCUUCCACUGCGACAAGGCACUCACCUGUGAGCCAGGCUAUGCCCUCAAGGAUGGCGAGUGCGAAGACGUGGAUGAGUGUGCGAUGGGCACGCACACCUGCCAGCCGGGCUUCUUGUGCCAGAACACCAAGGGCUCCUUCUACUGCCAGGCCCGGCAGCGCUGCAUGGAUGGCUUCCUGCAGGAUCCUGAAGGCAACUGUGUGGACAUCAACGAGUGCACGUCACUGUCCGAGCCAUGUCGGCCAGGCUUCAGCUGCAUCAACACAGUGGGCUCCUACACAUGCCAGAGGAACCCGCUGAUCUGCGCACGCGGCUACCACGCCAGCGAUGAUGGGGCCAAGUGUGUGGACGUGAAUGAGUGUGAGACGGGUGUGCACCGCUGCGGUGAGGGCCAGGUGUGCCACAACCUCCCUGGCUCCUACCGCUGUGACUGCAAAGCCGGCUUUCAGCGGGAUGCCUUCGGCCGGGGCUGCAUCGACGUGAAUGAGUGCUGGGCCUCGCCAGGCCGCCUGUGCCAGCACACGUGUGAGAACACACUCGGCUCCUACCGCUGUUCCUGCGCCUCCGGGUUCCUGCUAGCAGCGGACGGCAAGCGCUGUGAAGACGUGAAUGAGUGUGAGGCCCAGCGCUGCAGCCAGGAGUGUGCCAACAUCUACGGCUCCUACCAGUGCUACUGCCGCCAGGGCUACCAGCUGGCUGAGGAUGGGCACACCUGCACAGACAUCGACGAGUGUGCUCAAGGCGCCGGCAUCCUCUGCACCUUCCGCUGUCUCAACGUGCCAGGGAGCUACCAGUGUGCAUGCCCUGAGCAGGGCUACACCAUGACGGCCAACGGGAGGUCCUGCAAGGACGUGGAUGAGUGUGCACUGGGUACCCACAACUGUUCCGAGGCUGAGACCUGCCACAACAUCCAGGGUAGCUUCCGCUGCCUGCGCUUCGAGUGUCCUCCCAACUAUGUCCAAGUCUCCAAAACGAAGUGCGAGCGCACCACGUGCCACGACUUCCUGGAGUGCCAGAACUCGCCAGCGCGCAUCACGCACUACCAGCUCAACUUCCAGACGGGCCUCCUGGUGCCUGCGCAUAUCUUCCGCAUUGGCCCCGCGCCAGCCUUCACGGGGGACACCAUCGCCCUCAACAUCAUCAAGGGCAACGAGGAGGGCUACUUUGGCACGCGCAGGCUCAACGCCUACACGGGUGUGGUCUACCUGCAGCGGGCCGUGCUGGAGCCCCGGGACUUUGCCCUGGACGUGGAGAUGAAGCUCUGGAGGCAGGGCUCCGUCACCACCUUCCUGGCCAAGAUGCACAUCUUCUUCACCACCUUUGCCCUGUGAGGUGCCAGCACGGGCCACCUGCGGGUGUGGCGCAGUCCAGGGCUCACACUGCGUGGGAGGGACUGGGUCACUAUUGUGGUUUUUACUAUAACUUUGUAAAUUAACUUAAUUUUGCUGACUUGACUCCUGUGGGCUUCUGGACCCCUCCUCUGCCCCGCAGGAGGAAGUUCCACGGCAGGUGGUGCGUUCCCACGCAGGCACCAAGUGGAAGCUUGCACGGUGGGCCACGGCCGUGGCGGGUGCCCUGUGGGUGAGGCUGGGUGAUGACCUGAGGACCAGAGACACGCGACCAUGUUGGGGCUCUUGGACUCCUCUGGAUGACCCGUCCCCAAAGUUGACAUUCCAUUUCAUGUUCCACUGUGAUUCAUUCUUUUCUUUUUUAAAAAAUCAUUUUAAAGUUUUUUGUUUAAUUAUAAAGUAGUACAUGUACAUUAUAAAAAAAAAAGUUCAACUAGUAUGAAAGGGUUAUAAAGUAACAGAGGAAAACG
Messenger RNA from Pan troglodytes (chimpanzee), 4567 nucleotides. It is a transcript of the gene FBLN2, whose product is annotated as fibulin 2. The coding region runs from base 384 to 4079 and encodes 1231 amino acids. The transcript has 18 exons. Gene Ontology annotation, molecular function: calcium ion binding. The record is from RefSeq and is a predicted model, not a curated record. NCBI's taxonomy places the organism in Eukaryota, Metazoa, Chordata, Mammalia, Primates, Hominidae. Gene Ontology annotation, cellular component: extracellular region.